This is a messenger RNA of Aspergillus ochraceoroseus IBT 24754, 1110 nucleotides long. RefSeq names its product mRNA splicing protein PRP18. Bases 1 to 1110 code for a protein of 369 amino acids. Gene Ontology annotation, biological process: generation of catalytic spliceosome for second transesterification step; RNA splicing. The record is from RefSeq and is a predicted model, not a curated record. NCBI's taxonomy places the organism in Eukaryota, Fungi, Ascomycota, Eurotiomycetes, Eurotiales, Aspergillaceae. The transcript is spliced from 2 exons. Gene Ontology annotation, cellular component: U4/U6 x U5 tri-snRNP complex; U5 snRNP; U2-type post-spliceosomal complex.
AUGGAUUUCGCUGCGUUAAUGUCCAAGGAAAUCGCCAAGGCGAAAGGACCCGCCGCUCCCAGCUCAGGAUCAGAACAAAACAGCUCGUCAAAGUCCUCGGAAAAGAAAUACAUUCGGCGCGCAGACCAAGAAGCUGCCCGAGUAGCUGCCUAUAACGAGGAACAGGAGCGCCUGGAGAAGGAGCGCGAGGAGCGCACGACCCAGAAGCGGAAGCUGGAAGAGGAAGAAGCGGACCGACGACGCGAACGAGAAGACAAAAAGAGGCGACUAGCAGAAGAAUCGCGCAAGAAAAGGGAAGCUGAAGAAGCUGAGAAGGAACGAGCGCGGAGGGAACGACUUGGACUGCCGGAAUUGCCCUCCCCAUGCGAGAAGGACGAGAGCGAUGAGAUAGAGGGAGGAGAAGACGGCAUCAGUGAUGAGGAUCUUACUCGCAAGUUGAGAGAACUGGAUGAGCCAACUAGGCUUUUUGGAGAGACGCACCGUGGUCGCCUACGAAGAUAUCGGAAAUUAACAGAGCGCUCUCUCGAAGCGCAGAAGAUGUCCGACGGGCCCAUCCCAACAACCCUAGAGCUGGUUGCUGAAGUAGAUAUGAAGAUUCCCGACAAGGCUCCUAGAGAUGCAGAGGGACGCAAGUUCUUGUUCCGUCAGCUGGCUUCCUAUUUCAACAUGGUACUCUCCGAGUGGGAGCUUGCACUAGCGAAGCGAGACGUGACGGUAAAACAAAGCCUUCAGGGACGACAAGCCUACAACGCGAUGGUUCAGUCAAGAGAAAAUAUCACGCCACUCUUUCGCAAGUUCGAAAAGGCCGAUAUCGACGACAGUGUGCUUGAGCACAUCGUCGAGAUCAUCCACAAAGCCCAACAGCGGAGAUACGUCGACGCUAAUGAUGCGUAUCUUCGCCUAAGUAUUGGAAAAGCAGCAUGGCCUAUCGGUGUGACUAUGGUUGGUAUUCACGAACGUUCGGCCCGAGAGAAGCUACACCAGGGCGACCGGCAAGCCCAUAUUCUGAGCGACGAAAUAACGCGCAAAUACCUCCAGAGUAUCAAGAGAUGCCUUAGUUUUGCUCAGACCCGAUGGCCCCCAGAUGAUCAGCUUCAGAUUAUGGGUUAA